GAGAGGCUCUGCUUCCCGGGGAAGGUGGCUUCGGCUCUCUCACCUCUCAGUCAGAAAGAACUGGUGUCGGUGGUUACGGAAACCUCAUCAGACACAGAAAACCAUAGAGAAGCUUCUACUCGCUGUUUUGAGAGGAAGGAGAGACAUCCUCCCCAUCACUACUCCCAAACCUCCUGGAAGAAGGAGCCUUCUUGAACCUGUGCUAAUCUGGAGGAGACAAAGGACUCUGGGAUCUCUUCCAGCCCCAGUGUGCCACCCGAGUCUUCUGACCCUGGUGGUUGUAGGCCCCUGAACCCUGGGAUGGACAGCCCAGUGGAGUGGAAGGAGCCAGCAAGGACCAUCAAUGGCAGCAGUGAACAGAAUGGGAUAUCCCAGACUGAGAGCCUAGCUUGUGGCUAUGCUGAGGCACUGGGUCGGAGGAAACAUAGGCGUCGGUCCUCAAAACGCAAAAGGCAUCGUUGGAGGCCCUACCUGGAGCUGAGCUGGGCAGAGAAGCAGCAGCGAGAUGAACAGCAAAGCCAGCGAGCCUCCAGGGUUCGAGAGGAGAUGUUUGCCAAGGGGCAGGCUGUGGCCCCCUACAAUACCACUCAGUUCCUGAUGGAUGACCAUGACCUGGAGGAACCAGACCUGGGUAACCCCCAGGGGUUACCCCACCAGGGUUCUGGAUGGGAAGAGGAAGAUGAGGAGGAAGGUAGGGGAACUGGGGACAUUGAUGGUGGAGGGAAGGCCCAGGGUGAGUUCCUCCAAAGAGAUUUCUCAGAAGCCUAUGAGCACUACCACGUGGAGAGCCUGCAGGGCCGAAGUAAGGAAGAACUGGUACGGGACUACUUAGAGCUGGAGAAACGGCUCUCACAGGCUGAGGAGGAGACACGGCGACUGCAACAGCAGCGAAACCCCUUUGGUCCUCACCCCUGCUACCGGGCCCAGGAACUGGCAGCUGAAGUGGAGCGACUGAAAAUGGAGAACCAGAGGCUUCGACGAGAGAAUGAAAUGUGGGGCCGAGAGGGCAGUAGCCCUAGAGAGGAUCUGGGCACCUAAGGGAGCCCUUUGCUAACCUCUCCCCAGCAUCCCCUGGUAGCACUCUAGAGGUUUUCUAGCAAAUGUGGGAGGGUGGGGCAAGGAGAAGGCAUUCUGUCUGUACUCAUUUCACCUGCCCAGCACUGCAUCGAAGGAGACUUGCACCAUCUGUAUUCCUGAGAAGCCCUGCACGUAAAUUUUGGGACUCAAGGCCUAGUUCUGGACAGAGACCACUAGGAACAAAGUUGCAGGUUUGAACUUCUCUUUCCUUCUCCAGCAUGCUGCCCCAGAGUAGAAGUUCGGUGAGGACAAGUUGAGUUUGUUAUCUUGUUGUCUCAUUUUAUUUUUUUUCUUUAGUAAAAUUAAAAUGUCUUGAUGAGGGUAAA
Molecule: messenger RNA, 1403 nt
Organism: Phascolarctos cinereus (koala)
Lineage: Eukaryota; Metazoa; Chordata; Mammalia; Diprotodontia; Phascolarctidae
Source: RefSeq, a predicted model, not a curated record